Messenger RNA from Colletotrichum lupini, 1800 nucleotides. RefSeq lists its product as uncharacterized. The transcript is spliced from 7 exons. The record is from RefSeq and is a predicted model, not a curated record. Gene Ontology annotation, molecular function: DNA binding; DNA-binding transcription factor activity, RNA polymerase II-specific; zinc ion binding. Gene Ontology annotation, biological process: DNA-templated transcription; regulation of DNA-templated transcription. The coding region runs from base 1 to 1800 and encodes 599 amino acids. Lineage: Eukaryota; Fungi; Ascomycota; Sordariomycetes; Glomerellales; Glomerellaceae.
AUGGACUCAAGGGCAACUGCGUGUGACUUAUGCCGGUUGCGCAAAGUUCGAUGUGACAAAAGCGUACCUUGCUUCAACUGUCGACAGUCGUCACAGGACUGCACAUUUACUGGCGCUGGUCAGAAGCCCAAGGUUCCCCGCCAGAGGGUUCAUGUAUCCCUGCAGUACGAGGAGAAGAUUGACCUUUUGGAUAAACGCUUAGCCAAUAUUGAGUCCUUGCUGCUCAAACAACAACAGAGUGCGGCGUCAACACAAUGCUCAUGCUCGGGGCUGACCCCUGAAAAGGCCCCUUUAGAAGUGCCGCUCUCCGUAAAGGAUACGCCUCACGUCGCCACAGAUUAUGAUGCAGGAGAUGAAGCUCCGCCGGUUGAAGGCCCUUCCUCACUGAGAUUCCAGAUGGCAGCAACAAGAAGACUCACAGAAAGUGCGGCCAUUGAGUUGGGUACCUCAUGCUACGUGAAUGCCGUUGCUAGUGCGCAUAGAGUCGUGGGAUCUCAGAGCCCAGCAGGAUCUUCCCAACGACACUUAGCCCAGAAGCCCGUAACUUACCGAAACAUGCCUCUGCCGCCCAUAGCCGCUGUCGUUGGUGUGCUUAGACAACUGAAAGACAACCCUCCCAGCAGUUUCUUUGUUUUGAGGUGUUUUCUCCCAUGUUCGGACUUCAUUGACCUCUGCCGGAACGUCUAUUUCUCCGUCGACGACUAUACUGCCAUUGACUUCAUUAUAGUGAACUCGGGCCUGCAUUCUCUUUUCACAGAGUACUUUUGUCCUCCCAGUGUGGGACAGUCUGAGCCUCGGAAACAGUCUCUCGCCUGGGGGGCAAUGUGCAGGAACGCUCUCACGGCCGCAGUAGCAACGAUAGAUGCCGGUUUAUCUGCAAAAGCCAAAAACGUACAAGCAUUGAUCCUCGGCACAACGCACGCCAUCGAGAUGGCAAAACCGUGGCUGGCAUGGAGGUUGAUCUGCUUCGCAGCGCAGCUUUGCAUGGCUGCAGGCUUCCAUGACGAGAGUCUUAUUGUUGCUGAUGACGAAAGUACGAGAAACGUCAAAGCCUUGUUGUUCUGGCACGUCUACGGGUUGGAAAAGAGUAUUGCCUUGCGCGUGGGCAGAGCCUCCAUGAUUAGAGACUCUGAUAUUGACAUACCCAAGGGGCUCAAUCUGGUCUGUCUACCAAGGCUGUGGGAUAAAGUUGUGCCGUUCUGGGUCAAGAAUGCCUCAAUUCACAGCAAAAUUUACGAUCUGCUCUACAGUCGAAGCGCACAGCUUGUCUCCCAGGAAGACUUAUCCGAGCGAGCAGAUAGCCUGCUUGCUGAUCUCAAGUUGAUAGAGCCCGUUAAUCUGGUAUGUAGGACCGUGGAGCUUGUUACUCAGUUCAAGUAUGAUGAUGGUAACGUACAAUCAGGUCAACUCAAGGAUUUCCUCUGCCAAUGGAGACUACUCCAAACCCCUUUUAUUCCACUCCUGGUGGUAUUUUGCCACAUAGUCGAGACUCAAGAUUCGAGCGACGCGCAACGACUCAAAUGCUUUGCAGACAGCCUUGAGCAGGGGGCCGAUCUAUCACCUUCUGCAAAGGACUUUUAUGACAUUACUCGACAGCUCUAUAUGAUUGCAGAAAAGCACAUCCAGACAAGCAGCGAGCAAGACUGGGCGUCUGUCCCGUCUCUGUCAACCCUGGGGCUGACCCAAUUUUAUCCGGCUAAUGCUAUGGCGGGCAAUUAUCAUUUGGCGGCUGAACACGGGCAGUCUAACCAGGACAUGGAGAUGAUGUUUGGUGGGGAGCAGGUCAUGGGCUUCUUCUAG